UCAUGGAAGAAUACGUUCAGACUUAUUCCUCCAUAUUGCAAUGGUGUAUACAGUUGUCUCUCCUCCAAUUUGAGACUCCUGCACCACUUUUUCAAAGUACCAACCAUCUAAUAAUUUAUUUACACAAAGCUAACACUAAAGUUGGAGACUGAGACUACCCCAAGUUGUCAGAUCCCAAAGGUGAUGCUAUUUUCCUUCUACCACUACCGUCGAUGACCAUGCGGUUUACGAUGCUUAUUAAUUGUGUACAGACACCUUCUACCAAAAAUCACAUUCUAUUCUGGUAACCGACAAAAAUACAUACGGUAUUUAAACUUUAAGAAUGAAUUACACGACCUAAUGUUAUAUCUCCAGCUAGCUUCAGCUUCUGAACUUUAUCAGCGUUUUAUGAUGUUUAUCCCUUUUAUAUAGAGUUAGUGCCUCUAUUACAUUAUUGGACCUCUAACCUGAACAAACUGAUUACAUCAACGCGUCGCGGUUUCCUAUCUUGUUUACCACACAAUACAUAGGUAGCAAAACGUGAAAAUGGGUUUGGAAAACAGAUUAUCGUCUGCCGAAUAUGAUUUUAAACGCGGAGAGAAGAAAGGAAAUCUUUGUAAGAUCAGCAAAGACUCUGUUCUGCUAAUUCUUUUAAUUUCAUCUGUAAUCUUAGGCUUCUUUUUUGGUUGGUUAUUCGGCAGCUUGUUUGAUUUCACCCCAGAACAAAUUGAUUACAUAUCGUUUCCUGGUGAUAUUUUUAUGAGUAUGUUAAAAAUGAUGAUUCUGCCGCUGAUUUUCUCCAGUUUGGUGUCCAGUCUAGCAUCUCUGGACUCAUCGAUGUCCGGCAAGCUGGGCAUCAGGGCGGUUGUGUACUACGUUUCAACAACUAUCAUUGCCGUUUUUCUUGGAAUCUUGUUGGUCUUAACUAUAAGACCUGGUGAAAUCAGCGGAAAAGUGAGUGAGAACACAGAAGAGGAGCAAUCUGUUGGAACAGCUUAUGCUUUCAUGGACCUAAUCAGGAGCAUGUUCCCGUCAAACUUGGUAGAAGCCACUUUCAGAACUUACAAAACUGAUGUUCAAGAAGAACCAAUAGAAGCAGUAAGCUCUGAAGAUCUCUCAAACGUGAUGCUCAAUUCUGGUGUUUCCAUUGCAUCUUCACUCGUCGCCAUCAAUGGCAGUUUGUUCAUUAUUGGCAACAAGAUGGUACAGUUCAAUAGCAGUCGUCUGUCUAAUUCUGAAGUAAAAAGUGAUAUGGCACUAUUUCUACAAGAGGUCGACUCGAGUUUAAUGAUGAUAGACAACGUUCAGAAAGACCUGUCCCCAUCAACCACCGCACUGAAGUUACUAAUGAACCAUACGUCAGCAAAGAGUUCAUUGCUGCAGAUGCAGGUAGAUGGACUGACAACUGAUCCUGUGAGUGAGUCUGAGAUGGAGAUGCUGAGCAAUGAAACGACUAGCUUAUCAACGAUGUUGGUAUCAACUACGCGCGAGAUGGUUAGAUUGGUUGGCAUGUCGUCUGCCUCUGCAGGAACCAUGGAAGAAGCUGCUCUUGCUAUGAGUUCAGCACUCAGCGGAAUCAACCAGAUGUUCUUUAUGAUCGACUACCACAAGAUCAACCAGAUCAUGAUAGAUAUGAAUGAUCUCAGUGGAGAGUUGAUUGACGCUAUCAGAAAAAGCGAUACAAACUCCUCCUUCGUUGAAAUCAAUUCCAUCAUGACGAUCAUGAUGAAUAUGACGGUGACGUCAAUGCACGUCCUGGACAUCAAGAGCACAUUAAACCUAAAUGACCUAACAAUGAGUCUAAUGCGCAUGACUGUAGAUGUACUGUAUUUAAUGGACACAGAAAAAUUGAACAGCUAUGAGAUCGUGACAGAGAUGAAUUACAUUCUAAAGAGAAUGAACACCAUUAUGAUUGAACUUUCAACACUUAGCACUGCACCUUUAACCGGUGAUUUAGAUGAACUUAACCAAAUCGCAUCUCUUGCAAAAGCGAUUCAUGAACUUGCCGACACGAUGGCGACAGUCGUAACUACUGGAAUGGAUUAUGUCAUUUUCCACCGCUCUAACGCCACAGUAACAACUGUUUAUGUAGGUGUUAUGUCUGACAGUAUGAACAUCUUAGGAAUAGUGGUCUUUGCCAUUGCGUUUGGUGUAUCUGUUGCACGUGUUGGAGAAGAUGGACGUACUGUUAUAAAGUUUUUCAGUGCCACGAAUGAAGCAAUUAUGAAAUUAGUUACGGUGAUUAUGUGGUAUGCUCCGAUUGGCAUCCUUUUCUUGAUAACAGGAAGUAUGAUUGAAGUUGAAGACUGGGAAGAGUUGUUCACAAAACUUGGAGCAUACAUGGGAACAGUUGUAGCUGGCCUAGCCAUACACGGAUUCAUAAUUCUACCUCUAUUGUACUUUGCGUUCACACGGAAAAAUCCUUACAAAUUCCUUAUAAACGUUUCUUCAGCUUUCGUAACAGCUCUCGGAACAUCAUCAAGUUCUGCAACGUUGCCUGUAACAACACGAUGUCUCGAAGAGAAGAACGGCAUCGACAAACAAAUAACUCGCUUCAUGCUUCCCAUUGGCGCAACCAUCAAUAUGGACGGUACGGCGCUGUAUGAGGCAGUUGCUGCUAUUUUUAUUGCACAAAUGAAUGGUAUUCCACUAAAUGUUGGACAGAUAAUCACCAUCAGUCUGACGUCUACGUUUGCCAGUAUUGGAGCUGCCGGGAUUCCUCAAGCUGGUUUGGUAACCAUGGUGAUUGUACUCACAGCUGUUAACCUACCAACCAACGACAUUGCUCUGAUUUUGGCUGUUGAUUUCAUUUUGGAUCGUCUCCGAACAGUGGUCAAUGUAGAGGGCGAUUCAAUUGGUGCAGGAAUUGUUGACCACUUGACACAAGGCAAUGAAAGCUGUGAAGUACAUAGCAAUAAAGGUUUUGAGGAGACUGAACUACAAACAGGUGGUAAAGUGAAUGAAAGUGAUCUGCCAGAUAAAGUGAUAGUAAAUGGAUCAAGACUGUAAAAAGAUAAACACAUAAAAAGUAAAAAAGACAACAUUGUGCAUACAUUACCAAAAUGCUAUCAGUUAUGCUGUAACUAUUUUAAUGAUAUUUGUAAAACACAUUCAUAAAAUACAAUUAAUUACUUGCACAUUAACAUGUUUAAAAUUUACAGUUUUCUUACAAUAUUAAUAAUUUAAUACAAAAAAAAAUCCAAAAAAAUUACUUAUAGAAAUACAGGUCUCCCUCCACUUUUCCAUGGUAUUUACCAGCUUUAGUCUCCAAUUAGAAUAAUAAAAAUAAGGCCAUAUUAAUUUAAUUAUUUGUCUCAAAGCUCUCCAGUUUCCAAAAACCUAAUGCUGAAUGCAGUUUAAAAAAAAAAAAAAAUUUAAAUAUGUUUUAAUAAAAGUAUUUCUAUUGUUGAACUGAAUUUGAAAAGGUCUGUUGCAGGACUCUCUUCACUUAAGAAUUAUAGUGUGUCAACACACAACAUAUUGUAGGCUAUUAAAGGGGGUUAAAAUUCAAGCGAGAC
Molecule: messenger RNA, 3497 nt
Organism: Anneissia japonica
Lineage: Eukaryota; Metazoa; Echinodermata; Crinoidea; Comatulida; Comatulidae
Product: excitatory amino acid transporter 3-like
Exons: 6
Coding region: 526-2988 (820 amino acids)
Biological process (GO): L-glutamate transmembrane transport
Cellular component (GO): plasma membrane
Molecular function (GO): L-glutamate transmembrane transporter activity; neutral L-amino acid transmembrane transporter activity; glutamate:sodium symporter activity
Source: RefSeq, a predicted model, not a curated record